Molecule: messenger RNA, 892 nt
Organism: Neurospora crassa OR74A
Lineage: Eukaryota; Fungi; Ascomycota; Sordariomycetes; Sordariales; Sordariaceae
Exons: 4
Coding region: 235-666 (143 amino acids)
Source: RefSeq, a predicted model, not a curated record
UAUCACCCCAUCGAGACAAAAUCGACAACUCCCAAGGGUCCAAACCAGGGAAGCGUCUUUGACUUGGAUUGUGCCUCUGAUUCUUUUCUGAACUUCUCGAAAACCAGUCGCUUCAAUCAACACCGAUUGCAAAGAAUACCGACAACAUGAACACCGUCAAGUCUUUCUGGCUCGGUUGGGGCUCUCUGUGCGUUGGUGGCGCCGCCGCGUACUAUUUCGCCAAGAAGGAGAUCAAUGCCUCGCGCCGUAACCAGCUCGAGGAACUGCGCCGCAAGAAGAGCAUGGCUAGCUCGAUGGAGCAAUCGGAAAACCUUCAGUCCCAGCCCCUCUCUUCGUCAGCCACGGGCGGAUCUGCCACCUACAACGGUUCUCCGGCACGGACGGACUCGGCCGGCUCACCCAGCAUGGAAUCUAGCAACGAUCCAGCGCCGACGAGACAUGCGCCUUCGACCGAGCGCGAAAGGGUAUUCGAGAAAAGCAAGUACGAAGCUAGCGUGCCAUAUUCCAGCAGGAAGGGGGAUCGAUUCUCUUGAAGUGGAACUCGCCACGGAACAGAAGAAAAAAGGAGUAGAAGGUAUACACAUGUAUGAUACGACAGCAAGGAACUCUGGUCUGCCCCAAAAGUUAGAGAUGGGGAUGCGGCCGGUUGGUUCUGAUUCGACGUAGAUGAAAGUCGCGGUUUCGAUGCUGCUUAGCUGGCUAGCUGCAACUGGGCCUCGUUUCGUAUGCUUGUUUUCCAGUGCAAGAGUCUUGAAAUGGAAUACCCAGGUUAUCGCGAAAAGCUCCAUGUUUUGCGUCCAUGGAUGCAGACACAAGUAUAACCAGCGCGUUCAGUGACGCCGCUGUUUAGGUCCUGUGUGAAAGAGCACAAGCAGAGAGAGCUUUGACCACU